AUGAGAUCAAUUCGAUGCUGCGAAUUCACCAAUGCUGGAGGACCGGCUCUCGUCGCGUGGCUGAUGGAUACUGCGGGGAUGCAACCGUCUACUGAAGGGUGUGAUGUGAGGCUGCUGACACUAGGUAAUCGAACAAGUGGGGCUCGUGUUCAGUUUCUUGUUGCGGCACGUAAGGAGGCCAUGAGGAAGUUGAUUGAAGCAGGCAACAAGGCUAUGGUUCCCAUUGACGAAGGAAGUCCAUUGAACCAAGAUUUCUCCUGGUUGGAAGAAUGUUCCAGAAUUUUUAUGUGCCGUGCUGAAGAAGGUCAGACUGAUCCUAGGGGUGAACAACUGGCAAUGCAAGAACUCCGAGAGCAUCUACAGAGCGUAGACCCGGAUAACAAGUUCUGGGAAAUUGCGGACCGCAUUUCCCGGGAUAGUGUGGGUCACACAAUGAAAGAAUUGGAGACGCUUCAAGCUAAUGGUAUCGAUAACGAGUCACUGGAGAUUACUAACUGCAGACCUCUCACCCGGCUGCAGCUAGACGACUUGCGCGGUAGGGUAUCCGAAGAGUGGCUGCCGAUGUUGGAAGAGCUAUCCGGGGGGUUAGAGGCCGAGAGCGGUCGCUUCCGGAUCGCGUGUGCCAUUAAUCGACGUUGCAUAGCUGCUACUACAACCGCUCUCGUUGUUGCCGGGGUGGCUGCGUUGGGACUGUACUUUGGGCUUAACUCGCGAAACAUAGAUUCUAAUACUCGGGCAUCAACGUUGAAUACAACAGGCAAUAUUAUGACCGAUAAUGUCACAAGCAUUAUGACCGAUAAUGUCACAAGCAUUAUGACCGAUAAUGUCACAAGCAUUAUGACCCCCAAUACCACCUCGAGCGAUUCGAGUCUUUUGGACCUCGUCUCACAGGUCUCUGCGAACGUGAGGAACCUACUCGGGAGCACUACAGCCGCAGAUGUCACAUCUACUGAGCGGGAAGUCCUUGUGUCGACUCCCUUUGACGUUAGCCAGAAGACUACUACCAGGAACAAAUCAGACGGGGCUUGGCAGACGAGCGACGCGGUCACAAUCCAGAAUACCAUCCCGCACCGUCCUAGCCUCGUGGACCUCGUCUCACAUGUCACAACGAUGACGGUCAAGAGAAUUUCCGAGAACACAGUCGUAGAUAAUGUCACACCUAACAUGAGGGACUUUGCGACGGACAUCGCUACCCAGAUGACGAUGGAACUUAUACGGGAGUCUACCAUGGGCACUGGUGCCAACAAAGUCGUGACCGAAGUCAGCUCGAUGAAGCCUCUCAACGUUUCAGAAGAGUUGGACUUACGUAAGUUGACCGAACUUCUUAGCGUGGAUCCGACUACUUGGCAAAGUGUGAAAGAAGGAGUGGGCCAAUAUCCGUGUGGUGGCCUUAGUGGAAUAGUGCAAUGUAACCCCCCUAGCGGCUGGUAUCAUUUUGGCGGUGCGUGGAGGUACGACUUUUUCGCGGUGAAGGAAGCGAUCAGAAACCUUCUAGAGGGCGGUGAACAUUGCGAGGUGGCGUGCGAUAGUACAGAUGAAAGAUCCCACGCCUUGUGGGAUAAAACCAGCGAAAAUUUAGACGGGAUCGUUAGCCGUGGCAAUUGGCAGCUGGCGGACUAUACAUGGGAGCCCUCAGAAGCGAGUGAGUAUUUCAAGAAAAUGCUUGACCUCCGCUAUCCUGUCUAUGAGACUUGCAUAGGGUCGUGUGUCGAUUGUGUUAACGAUGCGCGUGUCGCGAGCUGUCACUGCGAUUUUGCAAAGCUCCGUUGUACAGCUAAGGCUGGUGAGAACCCCGACCAGGAGAUAGAGUCUAUAGGUUAUAACACCACGCUGAUGAGUCUGGUUCGAUUCCUAGCUCCGUUCAAGACUAAGGAUUUAUACAAGGUCAUGAACUGCAGGUUUGAAUGUCGCAACUUGAGACAGGAUAUUGCUGCCCUUGCCAAGAAAGGGGUGGACAUGCAGAUUAUCGAGACGGCCCCGGCAAAGCACACCUCUCCACUGAGAGAGACUUUGAGUAGAAGGGAGUUGGCGGUACUUGAGAUCGGAGGGUGCGAGAAGUUUCUUGAUAACACGGAGAUGGGUCACCAGCUACCGCGGGUCGGGGCAGAUCCAUGUGACGGUCUAGAUGGACGGAUCGCGUGUAAAUACAUUACGGGUCCUAAGGGGUGUCUUGAAGCGCUUCCUAGACUCCGUGGUAACAAGUGCUGGACGCAUAGCCACACAUGUUACCGUUUUGGUCCUCAAUGGAUGGAUGUCUUCGCGGUGCAGGACGCGAUAAAAAAAUACUAUAAGGUUGUUGGAAGCUGUUAUGCACAAUGCGACCCACCCACGCUCACUAAUAAUCGUUUGUGGAAUGAAGCCGACGCCGUCCUACAGAACGUACCUGGUUAUAACAGCUACCAUGAUUACUACCCUAUCACCCUUCGUUCCAAGCCCAAAUUCCAACACGCCUUCCCUUCUCUGUAUCCAACCGAAAAAAGACAGGUGCUGGACUGCCGCAGUAACAACUGUACAGUGGACGACAUGCAAGUCUGUCGCGUAGCCCGCGCUGCAUGUAAUACCACUAGCACACACGACGGCACCUCUGGGGUAGCUGAAUCCAUUAAGUUCAACGCCCGCCUCCAAGACGCGUUUAGGACGCUAUCUAUACCCACCGCUAAUGCCAAAAUCAAGGCCAUUAAAAACACUCAAUGCACUGCCGAAUGCUACGGUGAACUGUGGCCAAACCCGGAUCAGUGGCCGCUUCAAAAUGUGAAGGACAUGACGGAGAAGUAG
Gregarina niphandrodes is the source of this 2775-nucleotide messenger RNA. RefSeq names its product putative transmembrane protein. Lineage: Eukaryota; Apicomplexa; Conoidasida; Eugregarinorida; Gregarinidae. The record is from RefSeq and is a predicted model, not a curated record. Bases 1 to 2775 code for a protein of 924 amino acids. The transcript has a single exon.